AUUCGGGCAACAGUAGGGCAUGGCAGCUCAUGCCUGCAGUCCCAGCCCUCUGGGAACUGAAACAGGAGGACUGCCACGAAUUCGAGGCUAGCGGGGUUGUGUUGUGAGAUACUGUUGCCCCAAAGCAAAUAAACAAAAAUUUGAAAUUUCGUGUAACAGUACCAAUUACACGAGGCUUUGUGAGAAUCACCUUAGGAAGACACUGCGCAUGGUGGCAAACACCACUUGAGAGAUGAAGGAAGAUCAAAAGAUCAAGGCCCUCCUCAGUUAUCCAAUGUCUUCGGUGCCUAAUGAUCAAUAUUUCCAGAUAUAUCUCAGAUAUUAAAUAUUUGCCCCCCAACAUCAAAGAUAGACUGAUUAAAAUAAUGAGCACGCGGGGCCGGAUAACAGAUUCCAAUAUAAAUGAGGUGCUACAUCCUGAAGUCCAAAGACUAGAUCUGAGGAGCUGUGAUAUCUCAGACUUGGCUCUCCAGCACCUGUGUAAAUGCAGAAAACUGAAGGCACUAAAUCUAAAAUCCUCCAGGGAACAUAGAAAUAGCAUAACUUCAGAAGGAAUAAAAGCUGUAGCUUCAUCCUGUUCCGACCUUCAUGAAAUUUCUCUGAAAGGAUGUUGCAAUAUCACUGAUGAAGGAGUCCUUGCUCUUGCACUCAAUUGCCAGCUGCUAAAGAUCAUUGACUUGGGUGGCUGCUUAAGUAUUACUGAUAUGUCCUUACAUGCAUUAGGAAAAAACUGCCAAUUUUUGCAAUGUGUUGACUUUUCAACUACUCAGGUGUCUGACAGUGGUGUGGUUGCGCUUGUUAGUGGACCAUGUGCCAAACAAUUAGAGGAAAUUAACAUGGGAUACUGUAUAAAUCUAACUGAUAAAGCUGUAGAAGCUGUCCUGACUGCCUGUCCUCAGAUAUGUAUACUUCUUUUCCAUGGCUGCCCCCUAAUAACAGAUCAUUCACGAGAAGUCUUGGAGCAAUUAGUAGGAUCAAGAAAACUAAAGCAAGUGACUUGGUCUGUUUAUUGAUCUUCACAGAGGCUGAUCUGAGGAACUUUUCCAGGAUAUGCUCUAUAAAUGUUUGUUUUUCACUUAAUUUUAACACUAAUUUAUUAUUUUAUUGUCUUAGUUAAGCUGUAACUCCCAGAGAACCAGUUCAAUCUUAAUGUAAAUGGUUGUGCUUUAAAGUUAACCAGACUCAGCAUUUUAACACUUCUAUUAUCUCAUAUUUGUUUGAUGAGCCAUCUUUCUAUCACUUGAUGGGAAGGAGGCUGGGUUUGCUUCUUUAAUAACGAAAGUUUCAGAUGAUUUAUUUUCCCUUUAUAGUCCGUUCUCUGGCGUAGGUAUUUGAGCUGUUGUAAGAGACAUUAUGGGUAGAAUUCUAAAUAAAGAUUCUUUAAAAAGCGUAA
This is a messenger RNA of Peromyscus maniculatus bairdii (prairie deer mouse), 1393 nucleotides long. RefSeq names its product antagonist of mitotic exit network 1 homolog (gene Amn1). Gene Ontology annotation, molecular function: protein binding. Gene Ontology annotation, biological process: SCF-dependent proteasomal ubiquitin-dependent protein catabolic process. Lineage: Eukaryota; Metazoa; Chordata; Mammalia; Rodentia; Cricetidae. The record is from RefSeq and is a predicted model, not a curated record. Gene Ontology annotation, cellular component: SCF ubiquitin ligase complex.